ACUGUCAAAACAGGUUUUGAAAUUUUGCGGUUAGUUUUUGUGUUUUGCUUGCAUUUUUUAAAGUUUUUCUGUAAGAAUGGAAGAUUUUGAUGUGUUCACAAACGAAAUCAACUACACUAAACAAUUUUACAAUAGUAUUCUAAAUAAAUAUGUGACAGACGUGCCUUACACGCCAAGCGGGCCAAAUUACCAAAGUGGACGAAAACUCCUGGCAGAGGAGUGUCUGGCAGCCAGCAAAGAAGCAGAAUGUGCCUUCCACUUAAGCGAAGCUGUAUCGGCCACUUUGAGGACCAUGGCUGUGUACAGAGAUGAACAAAUCAAGGCAGCAGAAAAUAAGAUGCAUAAAAUAGAGAGCUUCAUCCAACCAGUGAAGGAUUUAAUUGAUAUAAAUCCUAUGACAAAAGAAGAAGAAAAGUUAUUUGAUUUUAUAACCAAAAACAAUGGAAAUAAUAUUGGCAAAGGGCUUCCAACGAUAGAAGUAACGGACAAAGUGCCAUUCUACAAAAGAUAUCUGAAGUUCAGUCCGGAGAAUAAUGUUGACAAUUUUCAGAGUAUUCUGAAGGAGCUGCCCAAAGAAUGGACUGUAAUUCAGUUGACUGCACCGUACAACCCCAACGAGAACUUAAAACCGUUUGACGAGUAUCGGAUUGAGAUCAACUCGUUGAACUUGACAAUGAUGACAAAUGCAUACUUGGAGACCACUGAUGUGGGGCCAUUGACUGUUAGCAUUCCUGCAAAUGUUAAUAAAGAAGGAGAAAAGCCCCUGUUCACAGAACUGUUUUCAUUGCUUGAUGAAAACUACAAAACCAUAGACAAUGCUCAGUUUCUGAACAAUAAACGUUUGGUGCAGAAUUAUUGGAGCAGAAGAGAGGAUAUCGAUUUGAGGAUGAAGAGUGUAAUAAACGUGAUGGACAAGGAAUGGCUGGGUGGUUGGGGCAGCCUGCUGACGGGGAAAGUGGUGGACUCCAGCUUGAGAGACAGGGUCAUACACCUGGUAGACGCUACCAUAACUGACUGGGGAUUCAUAAGACUGACCAAAAAACAGAAGAUUCUCCUCUACAAUCUAAUAGAAAGCAGCCCUGCGUUGUCGUCCCAGCAAAUCAAAUCGUGUAUCAGACGAAUUUUGACUGAACAUGGCAACACUGAAGACAUAAGACAAGUUCUAAAUACGAACGACUGUCAGAACUGUACCAAAGAGUUUACGUUUGCGAACGAGUUGUGUUUGAAAUGUCUGUCGAAGUGCUUUGAGGCUGUUCACCAUUUUACGCUGGUUGACGGCAUUAAGGCUUUUUCUCAAGCGGCAACCCUGGUCAAAGAUGGCGACGAGUGGGCGGGGCUUAAGAAGGCGAAGCGGCAUCCGGUGAUUUUGAUUGUGGACGAGAUGCUGGACACAUUCCCAUGGGAGACUCUUCCCAUAAUUAACCACGACCCCGUGUCGCGGAUCGAGAACAUACACUUCUUGUAUUACUUGUACAAGUUGCACGAGAAAAAUAUCGUUGAUGGGUAUUUAGAGACGAAGGCGGACGUCGGAAGAUACAUUAUUAAUCCAGAGAAGAACCUAGACCGCAUGGAGAAGCGCAUGGGGUCAUUCGUUCAGUACUGGUGCGGCGAGUGGGCGGGGCACAUCGGGGAGCCGCCUCCUCCUGAGGACUUCCUCAAGUACCUGACUGAAGCUGACGUCUUCCUAUACUGCGGCCACGGCGACGGCUGCCACUUCGCGAAUGGCGGCGCGAACGGCGCCGGCGUUGAGGGCGCCGCUGGUGCUCGGGCUUUUUCUGUUGUCGGGCUGCGGCUCCGAGCAGCUUCGGGCUAUUAG
Molecule: messenger RNA, 1816 nt
Organism: Ostrinia nubilalis (European corn borer)
Lineage: Eukaryota; Metazoa; Arthropoda; Insecta; Lepidoptera; Crambidae
Gene: Sse
Exons: 11
Coding region: 77-1816 (579 amino acids)
Biological process (GO): meiotic chromosome separation; proteolysis
Cellular component (GO): cytoplasm; nucleus; mitotic spindle
Molecular function (GO): cysteine-type endopeptidase activity
Source: RefSeq, a predicted model, not a curated record